UUCAUCUUCUCCUUUCCCCAAGUGUAAACCCUAGCUACUUGUAGCCAACCUCUUAAUUCAGGCUAUCCGUGAGUGGAUUGAUCCGUCAAUAUCGUGCUAUUUCCUCUGAUCUGCUGAUUGAUCCUCUAGAUCCAGCCUUUGGCCCUCUCUCCCUAACGCGUGCCCGAUCCGAUCGAUCUGCAGACGCAGAAUCGAUCGAUGGGGUCCUUCCUCUCUUCGGCUGCCGGUGCCGGUGCCGGUGCCGCGGGCGAGGCUGAUCAUGGCGCACGCCCCCUCCGCUCUCCUACCAUAAAGGAGUGCACCCGCCGUAUGACAAACCAGGAGCUAGCUCGGUUAGACGGAUACGAUCCAGUAAGCUUCCAAGAACUCGUGGCCAGAGCAAAUGCUGGCCACCCCACGUUGGCACUAGACAAGGUCGACUCCGCCGCUGUUUGUAAGCUUGUCCGCUGCGCCCUCAAACACUACAACUCCAAAAACCCGGGCGCCGACUUCGAGUAUCCCGCCGAGCUGACCACGGAGAUGAAGGCCACUGGUAUCAGUUUCAGGGAACGUUUCUGGUACCACGUCGGUUUCUUGGCGCGCCGGAGCUUACCUUUUUUUUUUCACUUUUCUCUCCAUUUUUUUCCUUGGUCCCUGACCGCCACACACUUUUUGUUAUUACCAUGUUCUCCCUGCUAUGAAUCAAUGAAAUAA
This is a messenger RNA of Triticum dicoccoides, 693 nucleotides long. RefSeq lists its product as uncharacterized. The transcript has 3 exons. Lineage: Eukaryota; Viridiplantae; Streptophyta; Magnoliopsida; Poales; Poaceae. Bases 199 to 693 code for a protein of 164 amino acids. The record is from RefSeq and is a predicted model, not a curated record.